AUGAAAUAUUUAAAAAAAUAUUAUACGUUAUUAACAAUACCAAAUCAAAUUUGUUUAAAAACAAUAUUAAAUAGGGUAAAUGUUAAUGACAUUUCAAUAGAAUUUGAAGAAGAAUUACAAAAGACAUGUACAGAUAUUACAGAUCCAUCAACAAGAACGGAAGUGAGUGAAGUUGAUCUUGGCAAUAGCAAUGAAAAUAUACCAAAACGAAAUAACAUUGUCCCUGUAACUAAAUUACAAAAGAGUGAACCAAAAUAUUCAUUUGCUAGAUAUUGGAUUCUUGACUCAAUUAGAGCACAACAUUUUAUGAAAACUAUUCAAGAAUUACCAAAAAAAAUUUUUGAUGAAGUUGAAGAAAUUAAUGAAAUAAAUGUAUUUGAAAAAGAAUUUGUUAUGGAGAAAUGUGAAUUUAAACAAAGAAAUGAUAUAAAUGAGAAUUUAUAUAUUCCAAUGUUUAUAAAUGUUCCUAAAAAAUUAACUCCAACACAAGAAUUUAGAAUUGAAAAAGAUCAUCAACCAAUUAUAUUUAAAUUCUUUUUUAAAGAUGAUGUUAAAUUAGGAAAUGUUAUUAUUGUUUGUAGACCAACAGAAGACCAAAUGAAUAAUGGUUGUAUUGUUUUUGGACAAUAUAAAUUUAAUUAUAUUGGAACUAUUGGAAGAAAUGAACCAUUUGGAGUAUUUAUUGAUUUUACUCAUAGUCGUAAUUCUCUUGAAUUUUUAAGUCAUUUUCCAGGAGUAGAAGAUAAGGUAUCACCAAUUAAUUGUAUUCAUUAUUUUAGUAUUUUUCAAAAAGCAACACCAAUAGAGAUUACAGAUGGAACAUAUUAUCCAGACGUUACAAUAAUGGAAAUAAUUCCAGAUCAAUUAACAUACACAGGUAUUAUUUCUUAUGACUUAGUAACUCUUUAUUGGUCUAAAAUAUCAAGAGAUAAGAAAUCAGUUUAUAGUGUUCCAACAUUAUUAAGACUAUUAUAUAAAGGAUAUCUUGGUGAUUUUAUUGUCUCACAAACAAUUGAAAAUAAAGUUUAUGUUCAUCGUCAAAUGUUAAGUCUUAUUGGUGAUGUUGGUCAAAUUUUAUUGUUUGAUAGAUCAAAUGCUGUUCCAUAUGGUAUGAUAUCACAUAAUGUUGUUGCAAUGUUAUUACAUUAUGGAGUUAAACCUGAUUUAUUAUUUUCUAAAGUAGAAAAACACGUUUCAGAAAAGAAAAUCACUAGCAUUAUGACAAGAGACAAUUCACAAUAUCUUUAUAGUAUUAUUGAUCAACAAGAACCUUUUUCUAAAGCAUUAAAAGAACAUAUUAAUAUUUCUCAAUUAUUGUUACAAAGACAUAUUCCAUUAUAUCCAUCAUAUAGACUUGUAGGAGUAUUAGACCCUUAUGGAAUAUUAGAACCAGGAGAAAUUGCAAUAGGGUUAGUCAAAAAUAUAUUAAUAUCAUUUGGUAAAACAGCACUUGUUGCAAAUAAUAAUGAUAUACAUCCACUUUCAUUAAAAAGGUUUAUAAUAAAUAACUCAAAAUAUCCAAUAAAUGAUUUUACUGGAUGCAUUAUUUUUAGUUCAAAAGAUCCAUAUUAUUAUGUUAAUACAGAAUUUGACUCUAUUAACUUUACAUAUAGAAGAAGUGACUUUAUUGUAUUUCAAGAAAAAGAAAGAAAAGAAGAUAGACAAGAUGAAUUAAUGAAACUUGAUAUUGAAAAUGUUAUUGAUAUGAUGGAAGUAAAACAACCAUUUUUUAAUCUUAUUGGAAGAAUUAUUAAUCAAACAAGUUUUCAACAAGAAAAGUUUAUUCAUUCUCAUUUACUAAAUUCAUUAAUUAAUAAUGAUUUAGAAUCAUUUCAGUCAUUUGCAGAUACAUUUAUUAAGUUAAAACAUACAGAUAAAAUUAUGGAAGUAAGAGAAUGUUUAUUUAGAAUUAGAAAAAUACCUUAUUCAAUUAAUUUUUUUGGAGUACCAUUAGAUGCUAUUACUUCUCAUCAAAGAUUUAAUGAUUUAUUAAAUACAUUCAUUGAACAAGAAGCAAAAAAAAUAGAAACAUUAUAUAAAUCUUCUUCAAGAAAAGAAUAUGCAAAUAAACAAUUAUUAAAUGAUGCAAAUGAAUGUAAUGAAGAUUUAAUUCAACAAGCAAGAAAACAAUGGUUUUAUUAUUCAACAAAAUUAAAUAAAAUUUUAAAAAAUAAUCCAAAUUGGUUAAUAGAAUUUCUAAUUGGUUCUUCAUUAAGAAAAGGUUCUCAAGAACGUGCAAUUGAAAAAUUAAAAAAUAAAUAUAAAUUAUUUAAUUGUGAAGAAAAAACAAGAAGGUUAGUUGCUUUAGCUCGUUAUAAAGUUGUUUAUACUGAACAAAUAGAAAAUGAAACUAUAUUAUUAUCUCCUAGUUUUGCAUUUAUAUUAUCCCAAGAAUUAUUCUUGACAAAAGAAGAAACAUUUGCUUUACAAUCAAAUAAUGCAAUUAUUCAUUUAGAAUAA
Molecule: messenger RNA, 2460 nt
Organism: Entamoeba histolytica HM-1:IMSS
Lineage: Eukaryota; Evosea; Mastigamoebida; Endamoebidae
Exons: 1
Coding region: 1-2460 (819 amino acids)
Molecular function (GO): RNA-directed RNA polymerase activity
Source: RefSeq, a predicted model, not a curated record